ACCUCCCAUUUUCUCCUUCGGCCCUUCCCCUUCCUCGGUUGUUCGUUCCCAAGUUUCCCUCCCCUCCUUCCUUCCCAAAUCCCUUACACUGUUAUCCGAGCGCCAGCAGCGGCAGGCAGCCCCCUUCUGAGGCGCUAUCCUCAUCCCGUAAUUCAGUCUUCAAGAGUCCUUCAGUUGUUUGUUCCCAAAUCCUGAAAUUCCGAACCCUAGCCCUCAAUCAUCUAGGCUGCAGCCUCCAAGUCCAAGCUUGACUGUCGGAAAACCAGCCCUAGCAGCGCCGGAUGAGGUGAGUAGCUGCUCGAAAUUCAGUUUCAAAUCAGCUCUAACUCAGUCUCAUUUCCAGCCUUCAAAAAGCAAGGUAUGGAGCAGUUGUUCUCAGAAAAGUGAUAGCAAGUGUAUUUUAAAUAUAAAGAUAAAUAAAUGAAGGCAGGGAGUGCAGCGAAGCUAAUUGUGGAUGCACUGCUGCAGCGGUUUCUUCCUCUGGCUCGCCGUCGCAUUGAGACAGCUCAAGCACAGGAUGGACAAUACCUUCGACCAUCAGAUCCAGCCUAUGAACAAGUAUUAGACUCUUUAGCCAUGGUUGCACGGCACACGCCUGUACCUCUUCUGGAAGCUUUACUUAGAUGGAGAGAAAGUGAAUCCCCAAAAGGUGCAAAUGAUGCUUCUACAUUCCAGAGAAAGCUUGCGGUGGAGUGCAUUUUUUGCUCAGCAUGCAUUCGCUUUGUUGAGUGCUGCCCACAGGAAGGACUUACAGAGAAGCUUUGGUCUGGGCUUGAAAAUUUUGUGUUUGACUGGCUAAUCAAUGCUGACAGGGUUGUUAGCCAGGUUGAGUACCCAUCAUUAGUUGAUUUGCGAGGGCUCCUUCUGGAUCUAGUUGCUCAACUUCUUGGUGCUUUAUCUCGGAUAAGAUUCAGUUCUGUAACUGAGCGUUUUUUCAUGGAGCUAAAUACUCGUCGGAUUGACACUAAUGCUGCUAGAAGUGAAACCCUUAGUAUCAUUAAUGGGAUGCGGUAUCUGAAACUUGGGGUUAAGACUGAGGGUGGACUGAAUGCAUCAGCUUCUUUUGUGGCAAAAGCUAAUCCUCUCAAUCGUGCUCCACAUAAAAGAAAGAGUGAACUGUACCAUGCACUAUGUAAUAUGCUUUCAAACAUUCUAGCUCCACUUGCAGAUGGUGGAAGCCAGUGGCCUCCUUCAGGUGUGGAGCCUGCCCUUGUUCUUUGGUAUGAAGCUGUUGCACGAAUAAGAGGGCAGCUCAUGCAUUGGAUGGACAAACAGAGCAAACACAUAGCUGUUGGUUAUCCUUUGGUUACUCUUCUUCUCUGUCUUGGCGAUCCCCAAACCUUCACCAAUAACUUUGGCAUACACAUGGAGCAACUCUAUAAGCUUCUUAGAGACAAGAACCACCGUUACAUGGCUUUGGAUUGUCUUCAUCGAGUUGUGAGGUUUUUCUUGAGUGUUUAUGCAAAAGAUCACGCUCCAAAUCGCGUGUGGGAUUACCUGGACAGUGUCACCUUACAAUUAUUAACAAUUCUGAGGAAGGGAAUGCUUACUCAGGAUGUCCAGCAUGAUAAACUGGUUGAGUUCUGUGUGACCAUAGCAGAACAUAACCUUGAUUUUGCCAUGAACCAUAUGAUACUAGAGCUGCUGAGGCAAGACAUAAGUGAAGCUAAAGUUAUUGGUCUUCGUGCUUUGCUUGUUAUUGUCAUGUCUCCUUCAGGCCAGUGUGUUGGCUUGGAAAUUUUUCAAGGUCAUGAUAUAGGCCACUACAUUCCAAAGGUAAAGGCUGCAAUUGAAUCCAUUUUGAGGUCAUGUCAUAGAACCUAUAGUCAGGCUCUUCUUACUUCUUCAAGGACUACCAUAGAUGCUGUAACUAGGGAAAAAUCUCAUGGAUAUCUCUUUAGAUCAGUGCUGAAGUGCAUACCAUAUUUGAUUGAAGAAGUUGGCAGAAGUGAUAAAAUCACUGAAAUAAUACCUCAACAUGGUAUAAGUAUUGAUCCUGGUGUUCGUGAGGAAGCAGUACAGGUGCUGAAUCGGAUUGUAAGAUACCUUCCGCAUCGUCGCUUUGCAGUCACGAGAGGGAUGGCCAACUUCAUCCUACGGCUUCCUGAUGAGUUCCCUCUUCUCAUUCAGACGUCAUUGGGACGCCUGUUGGAACUCUUGCAUUCUUGGAGGGCUUGUCUAUCUGAUGAAAUGCUACAGUUUGAUUCUCAAGAUGCAAAGCGUGUAGCCCAUGGAAAUGAGGGAUUUAAGAAAUCUUCUGUCCAUCACUUAAGUGAAGAAAUUGAAUUUCGUGCUUCAGAGAUUGAUGCUGUUGGUCUUAUCUUCCUUAGUUCAGUUGAUAGUCAGAUUAGGCAUACGGCACUGGAGUUAUUGCGCUGUGUCCGUGCUCUAAGGAAUGAUAUAAGAGACCUUUCAAUAUAUGAGCGCUUGAAUUUUAAUUUGAAAAAUGAGGCUGAACCAAUAUUUAUAAUUGAUGUCCUGGAAGAAAAUGGGGACGACAUUGUUCAGAGUUGCUAUUGGGAUUCUAGUCGUCCUUUUGAUUUGAGACGAGAAUCAGACACAGUUCCUCCUGAUGUGACACUUCAAUCUAUUCUAUUUGAGAGUCCUGAUAAGAAUAGAUGGGCUCGUUGUCUUAGUGAGCUUGUCAAGUAUGCUGCUGAGCUUUGCCCAAGCUCUGUUCAGGAAGCAAAGAUAGAGGUUAUGCAGCGUCUUGCAUAUAUCACACCUGUUGAGUUAGGCGGUAAGGCUCAUCAUCAGUCACAAGAUACAGACAACAAACUGGAUCAGUGGCUUAUGUAUGCAAUGUUUGCAUGCUCAUGCCCACCUAAUAGUAGAGAAUCUGGUGGCUUAGCAGCAACCAAAGAUCUUUGCCAUCUUAUGUUUCCUUCCCUAAAAUCUGGCUCUGAAGUACAUGUUAAUGCAGCAACCAUGGCUCUUGGCCACUCACAUAUGGAAGUAUGCGAAACUAUGUUUGGUGAACUUACAUCUUUCGUUGAUGAAGUUUCUCUGGAAACAGAAGGAAAGCCGAAGUGGAAGAGUCAAAAAGCCCGCCGAGAUGAGCUUCAUGUCCACAUUGCAAAUAUAUAUCGUACUGUUGCUGAGAAUAUCUGGCCUGGAAUGCUAAGCCGCAAACCUGUUUUCCGUCUGCAUUAUUUGAAAUUCAUUGAAGAAACCACCCGACAGAUCUUAACAGCAUCCGCUGAGAGUUUUCAAGACAUACAACCCUUCCGAUAUGCACUUCCUUCAGUUCUAAGAUCUCUUGCCCCAGAAUUUGUUGAUUCAAAAUCAGAGAAAUUUGAUCUUAGAACUAGAAAGCGACUUUUUGAUCUUCUCUUUUCUUGGUGUGAUGACACGGGCAGCACAUGGGCUCUGGAUGGUGUUAGUGAUUACCGUCGUGAAUUAGAACGUUACAAAGCUUCUCAGCACAGUCGAUCAAAAGAUUCUGUGGAAAAAAUCUCUUUUGAUAAAUUGGUUAAUGAGCAAGUUGAGGCAAUACAGUGGGCCUCCAUGAAUGCUAUGGCUUCACUUUUAUAUGGUCCCUGCUUUGAUGACAAUGCAAGAAAAAUGAGCGGCCGGGUAAUAAGUUGGAUCAAUAGUUUGUUCAUUGAGCAUGCACCACGUGCUCCAUUUGGUUAUUCACCAGCUGAUCCAAGAACUCCAUCUUAUUCCAAAUACACGGGAGAUGGGGUUGGAGUGGCUGGGCGUGACAGGCACAAGGGUAGCCAUCUUCGUGUGUCCUUGGCAAAAAUGGCUUUGAAAAAUAUUCUUCUCACAAAUUUGGAUCUGUUUCCUGCUUGUAUUGAUCAGUGCUACUACUCUGAUGCUGCCAUAGCUGAUGGCUACUUCGGUGUGUUGGCUGAAGUCUAUAUGCGCCAAGAGAUACCAAAAUGUGAAAUCCAAAGACUGUUGAGCCUGAUACUGUACAAGGUGGUAGAUCCAUCUCGGCAAAUCCGUGAUGAUGCCCUACAGAUGCUUGAAACUCUCUCUGUCCGUGAAUGGGCUGAGGAUGGUAUUGAGGGCUCAGGAAGCUAUAGAGCUGCGGUUGUUGGUAACCUUCCAGACUCUUACCAACAAUUUCAAUACAAGUUGUCAUGCAAACUUGCCAAAGAUCACCCUGAGCUGAGCCAGCUUCUGUGUGAGGAAAUCAUGCAGAGGCAACUCGGUGCUGUUGAUAUAAUUGCACAGCAUCAAGUUUUAACAUGCAUGGCUCCAUGGAUUGAGAACCUUAAUUUUUGGAAACUGAAGGAUUCAGGUUGGAGUGAAAGAUAACUUAAGAGCCUUUAUUAUGUGACAUGGCCAGUUCUAGAUUUCUUGAUCACGAAAGGGAUUGAAGACUUUGAUUCAAAUGCAUCUGCUGAAAUAAGUGGCGCAUUUGCUACAUAUUUCUCAGUUGCCAAGCGGGUUAGUUUAUAUUUAGCACGGAUUUGUCCACAACGCACAAUUGAUCAUUUGGUUUACCAAUUAGCUCAGAGGAUGCUGGAGGAAAGCAUGGAACCAGCAAGUGCAAAUAAGGGUGAUAAUAGUGGAAAUUUUGUUUUGGAAUUCUCUCAAGGUCCUGCUGCUGCAGCUCAAAUUGCAUCUGUAGUGGACAACCAGCCACAUAUGUCACCAUUGCUUGUACGAGGUUCUCUUGAUGGCCCGCUAAGGAAUACUAGUGGGAGCCUGAGCUGGCGUACAGCGGCUGUGACAGGUCGGAGUGCCUCUGGACCAUUAAGUCCAAUGCCACCUGAGAUGAACAUUGUUCGCGGCCAGCUCCUUCCAGCUUUAGUGAACAUGUCAGGACCACUAAUGGGGGUUCGAAGUUCUACUGGAAGUUUGAGGAGCCGCCAUGUUUCCCGGGACAGUGGAGACUACCUCAUUGACACUCCAAACUCUGGUGAAGAUGGAUUACAUUCUGGGGUUGGGAUGCAUGGUGUCAGUGCUAAAGAACUUCAAUCGGCCUUGCAAGGGCAUCAGCAGCACUCACUCACUCAUGCAGACAUUGCAUUGAUUCUACUGGCAGAAAUUGCCUAUGAGAAUGAUGAAGAUUUUCGUGAGCAUCUGCCUUUGCUCUUUCAUGUCAUAUUUGUUUCAAUGGAUAGUUCAGAAGAUAUUGUACUGGAACACUGCCAGCACCUGCUUGUUAAUCUGUUAUACUCCCUUGCGGGUCGGCAUUUGGAACUAUAUGAGGUGGAAAACAGUGAUGGAGAGAACAAGCAACAGGUUGUGAGCCUGAUCAAGUAUGUUCAGUCAAAGCGAGGGAGCAUGAUGUGGGAGAAUGAGGAUCCCUCAGUUGUUAGAACUGAGCUUCCAAGUGCAGCACUCCUGUCUGCCUUAGUUCAGAGCAUGGUGGAUGCUAUCUUCUUCCAAGGAGAUCUUCGGGAGACUUGGGGGACUGAGGCACUCAAAUGGGCUAUGGAGUGCACGUCCAGACACCUUGCCUGCCGCUCGCACCAGAUCUACCGUGCAUUGCGUCCUCGCGUGACAAGUGAUGCAUGUGUGUCUCUCCUCCGAUGCCUUCAUCGAUGCCUAGGAAAUCCAGUACCAGCAGUUCUGGGAUUUAUUAUGGAAAUUCUGUUGACACUGCAGGUGAUGGUGGAGAAUAUGGAGCCUGAAAAGGUGAUCCUGUAUCCACAACUGUUCUGGGGUUGUGUUGCCAUUAUGCACACAGAUUUUGUUCAUGUUUAUUGUCAAGUGCUUGAGCUCUUCUCCCGUGUGAUUGACCGGUUAUCAUUUCGAGAUAGAACGACAGAAAAUGUACUCCUUUCAAGCAUGCCUCGAGAUGAGCUUGAUACUGUUCGUAGUGACAUUGUGGACUUCCAGCGUCUGGAAUCAAGAGAUGGCUGUGAGCCAACAUCCUCUGGUGGGAAAGUGCCUGUUUUUGAAGGAGUGCAGCCUCUUGUGCUCAAAGGACUCAUGUCAACUGUCAGUCAUGGUGUCUCUAUUGAGGUCCUGUCACGGAUAACAGUACACUCAUGUGACUCCAUCUUUGGGGUUGCAGAGACUCGACUCCUAAUGCACAUAACGGGAUUACUUCCUUGGCUCUGCUUGCAGCUUAGCAAGGACUCAGUCAUUGGGCCUGCUUCACCCCUCCAACAACAGUACCAAAAAGCUUGCUCCGUCGCAGCCAAUAUCUCAAUUUGGUGUAGAGCAAAAUCAAUGGAUGAACUGGCAGCUGUUUUCAUGGCUUAUUCACGAGGUGAGAUCAAAAGUAUUGAUAACCUCCUUGCUUGUGUGUCACCAUUGCUAUGCAACGUGUGGUUUCCCAAGCACUCAGCUUUGGCAUUUGGGCACUUGCUUCGGCUGCUGGAGAAAGGACCAGUUGAGUAUCAGCGUGUCAUUUUACUCAUGCUCAAGGCAUUGCUUCAGCACACUCCCAUGGAUGCUGCCCAGAGCCCACACAUGUAUGCAAUCGUGUCCCAGCUGGUGGAGAGCCCUCUGUGCUGGGAGGCAUUGAGUGUGUUAGAAGCCCUCUUGCAGAGCUGCAGCUCAUUGAGCGGGUCACACCCGCUUGAGCCAGGUUCAUUUGAAAAUGGGUUUCUUGGGGCUGAUGAGAAGAUGCUUGCUCCUCAAACCUCAUUCAAGGCACGAAGCGGUCCACUACAAUAUGCGACGGGAUCAGGCUUUGGGGCAAAUUCUACACAGGCGACACAAGGGGUAGCAAAUGAGUCGGGGACUUCUCCUAGAGAGCUGGCUUUGCAGAACACAAGGUUGAUGCUUGGCCGGGUGCUAGAAGGUUGUGCUUUGGGGAGGAGGAGGGAUUACAAAAGGCUGGUGCCUUUUGUGAACAGCAUGGGGAACCCAUAAUCUGCACAAAGCCUACUGCUUUUGUACAUGUAAUGUUAAUUGAAUGUAGUAGAGGGGAAUGUUCUGGGGAGCUGGUUUUGUAAAUAGAGGCAUUACUAUUUAGAAGUUAAGCAGGCUAGCAAUUGUAAUAUAGUUUAGUUUUAGUAUCCCAAGCCCCGCCCCAGUAAUUGUUGUUUUUUUUUGUAUCAUUCAUCCAUUUGAGUUGAUUAACUGAUUUUCCGCAGCGAGUGUAAAUUAUGAUGUUGUUUACUGAAUGUAGUUGUAAUAAUUUGAUUUGA
This is a messenger RNA of Malania oleifera, 7064 nucleotides long. RefSeq lists its product as uncharacterized. Gene Ontology annotation, biological process: cell morphogenesis. The record is from RefSeq and is a predicted model, not a curated record. Gene Ontology annotation, cellular component: site of polarized growth; cell cortex. NCBI's taxonomy places the organism in Eukaryota, Viridiplantae, Streptophyta, Magnoliopsida, Santalales, Ximeniaceae.